AUGGCCAGAGUAUUAAAAGUGGAUCGUUCGCGGCUAAGAAGCCAUCUGGACGAGUCCGACACCUCAGUAUUUCCCGACAAGAGUAACUGGUCAUUAUUCGAGCUGAUGGAAGACAGCGCUUCAACAGGGUUGAUUUUAAAAUCCGAGAAGCCAUGGCGUAAAGUAGCAUCAAAUCUUUACCAAGAAUUUUUAGAAAUAAUCCAGUCACAUUCCUCGGAGCCCCAAGUUUUUGACACGAUCGCGGACUUUGUCCAGAAUUGCACUCACGCUUUAGAAGUAAUGCGAGACAUGCAAUCAAAGGUCGAGAACACUGAGCUUUGCGAAGAAGAAAUAAGCUUGACCAAUGAGCGAAACACCUGGCGGCUUUUGUACUGUCUCUACAAGAACCGACUAGCCUCCCACUCGCAGAUGGACACCGACGCUAAUGGCAAUAACUACGUCUCGGAAAAAGACGUGAUAACAAACUUGCUGAGCAGCGAGAGCCAGGUUCGCGAGUACCAGCUGAUAAUUGACUGGCUGGAGAAGAACGCUUGUGAUGAGCUAGAGUAUCUUCCUAAAAUUGAACACUUUACUGAUAAAACCGUCGCUUGGGAAAACACACUUCAUCAGUUGCAAAAUCAACAGUCGGGAAUUACCUUUGGCUCGAGCAGACCGCUGGUUACUUCUUUGGAUCCCGAUGCGCCGAUCAGGGAAGGCAAACCUUUGCACGACCUUGACAGAGAAGACGAUGCGCGGCUUGAGAAAAGAAUGUUCUUGGAGGUUCGCUGUGGAAGACUUCAGCGGGCUCAAGAGUUGGCGAUUCACUGCGGGCAACCUUGGAGGGCUGCUUGCUUGCUUGGUUGGCAGCCUCAUCAUGAUCCUAAUUACAAGAAUCCACUUGUUGAUACGAAAUUACCGAUAGAGGGAAAUCCUAAUCGAGCACUUUGGAAACUUAAUGCCUGGUACAUGUCUCAGGAUACUCGUCUGGGUGCGUUUAACCGCGCGAUUUAUGCCAGUCUUUGUGGGAAUAUUACUCAGCUGUUGGCGGUUUCGAGGAGCUGGGAAGAUGCUCUUUGGUCACAUGUUAAGGUAUUGAUGGACAUUGAAGUAGAAUCAGAACUUCGCGGAGUAGUACCAAAAAAUUACGUCGCUAUGCCAGACGAAUACUGGAAAUCAAAGCUAAACUUGGAAGAAAUCUUCAACGACCUUCACUCCUCCAAGGAAGCUAUAAUAAUGAAGCUAUCAAAUACACCUGACCAUAUGAUCCAAAAGUACUUAAUAUUAGACCAAGUUCCUCAGCUGAUGGAAAUAAUCGAAGACUGGAUUGACAGUGACCAGUGCAGACCUCAAUUCUUGAGGUUCCUCGCGCACUUAGUACUAUUUUUGCGGCAAAUCGGUAAAAUUGGCAAUCAAAGUGACAAAGUUGGAGACAAAGUUCUACUCGCGUAUGUGAAAUUGCUGAUUGAAAUCGGGGAGCCGACUUUGGUGGCCUUUUACACCGCUACGCUCCAGCAGGAAGAACAGGUGACUUAUUAUGCCCAGUACUUGGAACGUAUAAGAGGUACUGAGAUGAGGAAACAGUGUCUCACGGCUGCUGAAGAUGCAAAUCUAAAUGUAGAAGCUGUUACUAAGAUGGUCGUUGAGAAUAUUCGGGGAAAGAAUGUCGAGGAUGUUGACAAGUUAGAUAUGUUGGGAAGCAAGAUCACGGAGUUUGAUUUGGAGAAGAUUGACGCGCUGGAGUGGAUGACUUUCUAUCCCAAUCAAAGAGAAGAAGCUCUUUGGCAAGCUAAUGCUCUUAUUAGAUAUUUUCUGACGUGUGAUAAGAUUGAUGCUGCCAGACAAGCUUUUGAUAAGAUCCCAGCAGACACAAUUGGAUUGGUAAUGAUGGACCAGCCGUCAAUGGAAAAUACUUUCGUUGACCAAACAGUAACCGAAGACUUGAACCACCAUAAAUCUUCAGCAUCUAUCCGCGAGUACCUCUGUUUUAAGGCUUACCUAGACGCACAGGAGGGUUUCCAAGAGUGGUUCAGACAUUUUCACCACGGAAAACCCAUACCACUGGAGCCACUACCAAUGUAUGCUACGUUUACCGAAAAAGUCGCCUACGACCACAAAAAAGCUGAGUAUCAAGCCAACCUAGAAAACUGGAAGGCUACCAUGCAGCGUCACACAAAAGCCGUUAAGCAGCUGCUAUUCAACGUUCUUCUGUUUCCCGACGGAGGUUGGCUGGUCGACAGAAUAUCAACAAUGCCGCCAGACCACCUCCGCAAGCACCAGCUCUUAAAAUUGCGGAGUCUGUGUAUCCCCAAAAUAACGCUGCUGUUGAUAAAUGUCAUGUCGGAGAUGAACGAGCAUGCCGAGUGCAUUGAACUUGCAGAUACUCUCGCCUCAGAACGGUACCAGCUGUACAAAGUAUUCCCGAAAGAACGUUUGCGAGAAGUCUACAGGAAAAUAUGUGAGUCGUCUCUUGUUCUUAUGGAUCAAAAAAAAGAUGCAUGGGGUUAUUCUAAAUAA
Molecule: messenger RNA, 2493 nt
Organism: Cotesia congregata
Lineage: Eukaryota; Metazoa; Arthropoda; Insecta; Hymenoptera; Braconidae
Source: the annotation of a GenBank genome assembly